Messenger RNA from Malassezia globosa CBS 7966, 3963 nucleotides. RefSeq lists its product as uncharacterized. NCBI's taxonomy places the organism in Eukaryota, Fungi, Basidiomycota, Malasseziomycetes, Malasseziales, Malasseziaceae. Gene Ontology annotation, molecular function: protein binding. The transcript has a single exon. The coding region runs from base 1 to 3963 and encodes 1320 amino acids. The record is from RefSeq and is a predicted model, not a curated record.
AUGCGAUCACCAGCAUCCUUUAGCUCCAGCGCUAAUGGGAUGGCUCCAGGACCGUGCUCACCAGCUGAAGUGAAUCGCAGAGACUACUUUGGACGCACCGUGUUGCAUCUUUUGUCUGCUAGUGACGAUCCAGCGGCCAAUGACUACUUUCAACUUCUUCUUUCACAUCCGUCUGUGAACGUAAAUAUGCAAGACCGUGAAAGUGGUUGGACCGCUUUGCAUCGCGCGUUGUACGCAGGCAAUCUUCACAUGGCUCUUGUCUUGCUGGAGCGUCCGGAUAUCGACUGCCAUGUCCGCGACUGGGAAGGACUUACUCCUUUUGACUUGUACAACUCAACUAUUGAAGGCACGUAUCCUAAUGAUCAGAAUAUAGCAAGUGAUGGCGGUGACCUCUUUGUUUGGGGGACGAAUCGCAACUACACUCUUGGUCUGAGCCGUGACAACGACAGUGCACUUCCCGAACGCGUCAAACUUCAGGCUCGAGAACCUUAUGAAGCAGGAGUUGCAGGUUCACGAUUUAAUCGGCCGUACGUUCGGGACAUAUCCAUGUCUCGCUGGCACACUGUCGUUGCCACGAAUGAGCGGCGUAAGAAUGUGUAUGUAUGUGGCAUUGGAUCCCAAGCCCGACUAGGUCGGAUGGCACAGACACAAACGAGAUUUGAGCCCCUGCGCGACUUUUCCGAAACGGCCCAAACGGUCGUUGCCAGCUCUGAUCACACGCUCAUCGUAACGACGCAGGGCACGGUGUACUCGUUUGGCUCGAACCGAAUGGGCCAGCUAGGCUUCUUGCUUGAAGAGGGACAAGGGAUUUUAUCCUCCUCGUCUGGGACCAAGCGCUCAGCUGCUACAUCGCACACUGGAUGUACAUCUCUGCAAGGUACGAUCAUAGGCGCCAAUGGCGUUGAACUGGAUUUGCAAGUGACGCCACGACGUGUACUCGGUCCACUAAAACGAGAAGUCGUGCUUGGUGCUGCGGCCAGUCGCAUCCAUUCGGUUGCAUACACUGCCGAUGCACUGUAUACGUGGGGCACCAACAAUGGUCAACUGGGCUACGAUCGGCAUUCUGCCCCCUUGCAGGUGCAGCCACGACGCGUCACUCUCAUUAGCGUGCCAGUUCGUCAAGUAGCCGCUACCGAGUUCGCUACGGCCUGUCUGCUGGAGACGUGGGAUGUGACGGUGCUCCACGGUGAUGCACAUUAUCGCAUUCCGUUCCCGACACCCCGCAUAACAAGUGACAUGGGCAUGUUUCGUCCUCGGCAGGCGCAGCCGAAGCCGACAAUCCGCAAAAUCACAUGCUCCGGCACGACCUUUGCAGCCCUUUCUAACUUGGGGGACGUAUUCACAUUCCACAUUGAGCAUCCGAGUACCACAGGUCCGAAAGUUGUACUUCCGCGCCCGCAGCUCGCAUGGAGUGUGCGUAGAAAGUUUUCGGCUGUACGGGACGUGGCUAUCGGGAGUGAUGGCGCUCUCCUUUUGUGUACUGCCGACGGACAUGUGUACGCGCGUUCUCAAAAGUUGGAUGUAAAGGGAAAAACUCGUAUACCCAAGUUCCAGGCUAUACCCUUUCUUCAACGCAUUGUGCGCGUGGUGGCCAACGAGACCGGCAGCUUCGCUGCGCUCCAAGUACCUUGGCAAUUUCCUUGCAUUCCUGUGCGUGGGCGCUCUUUGGAAGAAGAUCUCUUGGAUCUAGCGCUCCCACGUGCCUCCAUACCGGCAUCCCUCGACACCGACCCUGUCGAUGUUUCAGAUGAUGACAGCGAUGAACAUGACCCGGCCAGCUCACAAAUGCGGCGCUAUGCGGUGCAGGCGCGCACACUACUCGACUUUAUUGCCGAGUCUCGAGCACAUUAUUCAAUGCCUGUGGACAUGCCAUCAUGCGCCCCUCGGGGCUGUGAUGCUGCUCUGAUCGUGGAGCAUGGGUCGCAUUGGAUUCCUGUGCAUCGAGUUUUGCUAGCCAUUCGAAUCCCAGUGCUUUCACAUGUUAUAUGGAACGGCGGUGGUGAGUCGUUCUCCCACGAUGUGCGCGUGUGCCUAGAGGAGGGCACAUGUAUGGUGUACCUUGAUGCUAUGUCGUAUGUCUCGGCCAUGUUCCUCGUCUACUACUUGUAUACGGACGAUGUACUUCCGGUGUGGGGAGUGAGUCUUGGCUUUAUGCUCGCAUCUCAGUGUCGAGAUCAGGGUAUCGAUAUUACUCAUAUUCGUUCGGAACUGGAUGUAUGGGCCAAGAAACUCGGUUUGGAUGCCUUGUUUGACUUGCUUCAGUCGGGACUGGUGAAGCCUCCCCGAAAAACGCUGCAUGGCGGGCUAGCUCAACUCUUUGAUCGUGUGCUGACACGAAAGGGAGGCCCAGGUGCUGACAUUGUGCUGCACUUGUCCGAUGCCGACGUGGUGUGUCAUUCUCUAUUUUUGCGCCGCUCGCCCAUGAUCGAGGCGCUUCUGGACUGGUACCACAUGCGAGGCGAUCAGGGGAAGCAAGUCCAUGUCGACAUGAAGCAUAUGGCAUGGGCUGUCGUGCGUGUCGGUUUGGCAUUUUUGUACACAGAUGCAGGUGUGUCUGCAUUUGAAGGGUGCGACGAAAACAAAACACCCGAUGAAUUCAUUGACUUUGUGCUGGAUGUGCUGCAGCUUGCAGAUGAAUGGCUGCUGGACAAGCUUCAACUUGUGACAUUUUCAUUCCUGUCCCCGCGUGUCAAGCCAACAAAUGUAGCUGCUUUGCUCACCGAUGCGUUACGACUAAAUGCGCCUGCCUUCAGUCAUGCCUGUAUGGACUAUGUCGCCUGCAAUCUCGAGACACUUCUUGAGCUGGGGUCUCUGUCGUUGCUAGGCGCGAACGAACGUAUGCAUCUCACGCAGUACAUCCAGGCUCAGCAAGAUCGUGUUUUGCAUCGGACGUUUGCGAAGGAUCACCUACUUGCCUUGUACAUCAAGCACCAAGACUACAUGGCGGACCUUGAUUUGCCCAAGCCUUCAUUGAAUCUUGCCUGCCUCAAAGUUCCGAAACGAUACAAGUCGCCGCGUAUCGUGCCUGUGGAUGAUGCGCCCAUACCGCGCUCGCAACGCCACAAUCAGGAUGGUGUCAUCGCAGGUACGUCUGCAGUACCGCCGAACGCAGCGCCGGGUGAUGAAAGCAUGCUUUUUGCCAUGGACGACGUGACGCCGGAGCGCACACCAGAACCUGUAUGGCGUACUGUCAAUGCAAAGCCACUUCGGACUCCUCGGCGCUCGUUGGAUCCAGAGCCUACUGAGUUGCCUGGGACUCACACAUCCCAAACGCCUUAUCUUGGAGCAAGUGAUGAGCCAUCUCGGACUCUGAGCUCGUCUCCCUCUUCUGUGCCCUCGCCCAUGACCCCUAAAGCACAGUCAACGGUACUGCAGAUGCCAUUGUCUGCACGAGUCUCGCAGAAAGAACGCAAGAAACAACAGCAGCAACAGCGGCAGCAACAACCUUCUCCUGCCGUGAAGGUUGAUUCUCCUCCUGUUUGGAGACCGGGUUCGUUAAGAUCACGCUCAGACGUGUGGGGCUUGUCCCCUUCGGGCUCUUCAACUGCUACUACCACGAGCACCCCGAGCACCACCGCCGCUGCUGUUGCCGCGGCUAAGGCGACGGGCACAGCCACAGGAGUUGGUGCUAAGUCUUCUAGCAUCCCACCAGCCAUGUCGUUUGCUCAAAUCCAGGCUCAGCAGCAAGCAGCCAUAAGCCAAGCGCGGGAACAACAAGACAGACCUAAGAGUUUCGCGCAAAUUCUUGAUGAAGAGCGGACGAUGCAGGAGCGUGAACGGCGUGAGCGGCAGGAAGCUGAGGCAUUUGAGCGCUGGUUCGAAGAGGAAAGUCGUCGGGUGCAACAAGAAGCUCGUCGCUCGCAAUCUCGGCGGCAAGACACCCGCCGUGGCGCUCGUUCCAACAACCGCGGGCGCCGGCGUGGUAAACCUAACCCCGCCACAGCCCGCAUCGACGAUGAUUAG